Molecule: messenger RNA, 1125 nt
Organism: Trichoplax adhaerens
Lineage: Eukaryota; Metazoa; Placozoa; Uniplacotomia; Trichoplacea; Trichoplacidae
Exons: 10
Coding region: 1-1125 (374 amino acids)
Cellular component (GO): mitochondrion
Molecular function (GO): acyl-CoA dehydrogenase activity; flavin adenine dinucleotide binding
Source: RefSeq, a predicted model, not a curated record
AUGUAUUCUUUCCAUUCUAAUACAGUUCGCAAAUUUCGAAAAGAACAACUUGAACCAAGAACAAGAGAAUUUGAAGAGGCUAGAGAUUUUCCACCAGACAUUGUCAAACAAUUAUUCGAUCAAGGGUGGCUAGGGAUUCGAGUUCCUACCCAGUAUGACGGUCCAGGAGCGGAUUUUUUUUCUGCUGUCGUGGUCAUCGAGGAGAUUUCCAAAACGGACCCCGCUCUGGGUGCUGCGGUUGAUCUACAGAAUACAUUAAUUGCUGGCGUCGUACUUGAUUAUGGUAGUGAAGAACAAAAAAAGAAGUAUCUGUCCAAAUUCGCAAAUUCUAUGUUUGGUAGCUUUUGCCUAUCUGAAGAAGGAUCUGGUAGUGACGCUUUUGCAAUGAAAACCACAGCUUUGCGUAGUGGAGAUCACUAUAUUAUCAAUGGAAAUAAACUGUGGAUCACCAGUGCUCAUAUGGCGGGCGCAUUCUUAGUUAUGGCUAACGCUGCACCGGAAGAGGGCUAUAAAGGGAUCACUUGCUUCAUUGUCGAUGCAGAUACUCCUGGUGUUAGUGUUCCUAGAAGAGAAGAGAAGCUUGGUCAACACGCCGUUUCAAAUUGUCCCGUAACAUUCGAAAACGUUAAGGUUCCUGCUAGCAAUAUCGUGGGAGAGAUCGGUUCAGGAUAUAAGAUAAUUGCAUCCACCUUAAAUGAAGGAAGAAUUGGAGUUGCAGCUCAAAUGGUGGGUGCUGCUCAAGGCAUUCUUGAUCAUGUAAUUCCAUACACAAUGGAAAGAAAACAAUUUGGCAAACGGCUAUUUGAUUUCCAGGCAAUGCAGCAUCAGAUAGCCGAAGCAACUGUCCAAGUAGAAGCUGCUCGUUUGCUAGCUUAUAACGCAGCUAGAUUACACGAGUGUAAUAUGCCUUACGUAAAAGAAGCUGCUAUGGCUAAAUAUUAUUCUACUGAGAUGGCUUGUCAGAUAGGUCUAAAAGGUAUUAAAUGGAUGGGUGCAUUGGGAUAUAUGAAAGACUUUCCUAUCGAGAAAUUCUUAAGAGAUAUCAUCCCAGGAACAAUCUACGAAGGUGCCAGUAAUGUAAUGUUAAAUACUAUUGCGGGUCGCGUUGCAAAAGAAUAUCAGUAA